Molecule: messenger RNA, 5825 nt
Organism: Balaenoptera musculus (blue whale)
Lineage: Eukaryota; Metazoa; Chordata; Mammalia; Artiodactyla; Balaenopteridae
Gene: SPOPL
Product: speckle type BTB/POZ protein like
Exons: 13
Coding region: 370-1644 (424 amino acids)
Biological process (GO): proteasome-mediated ubiquitin-dependent protein catabolic process; regulation of proteolysis
Cellular component (GO): cytoplasm; nucleus
Molecular function (GO): ubiquitin protein ligase binding
Source: RefSeq, a predicted model, not a curated record
GGCGGCGGGUUUGUUUAUCCCGGGGAAGAAGUUUAGGAGCGGGAGAUAGGGGAGGAGGGCGGGCCGGGGAGGAGGGAUGCGGUUCGGCGGAGGCGGCCGCCACAGGGACUCGCCGCCAUCACCUCAGCCGCCUCAGCCGGAGAGGAGCCGCCGCCGGGGCUGCCCGCCGCCGCCCCGCACGUCCGGCCCAUUUUAGGGUGAAUUCUCAGCUCUCCAGCCAGACCACUCCGUGCCUCCACCCCAGUGGGCAUGCCCUCAACCUGCCUACCUCCAGGCACACAUUGCCCUCUCAUCCGUUUCUCUCUCCCAGUAAAGCACUCAACUGUGUGGGAUAUUGCGUAAAUCUUAGAAGACUGCAAUAAAGCGGCAAUGUCUCGAGAACCCACCCCACCUCUCUCUGGAGAUAUGUCUACUGGUCCUAUAGCAGAAAGCUGGUGUUACACACAGGUUAAAGUUGUAAAAUUUUCCUACAUGUGGACCAUUAAUAACUUCAGUUUUUGUCGAGAGGAAAUGGGUGAAGUGUUAAAAAGUUCAACGUUCUCAUCCAGCCCCAGUGACAAAAUGAAAUGGUGCCUGAGGGUAAAUCCAAAGGGAUUAGAUGAUGAAAGUAAAGACUACUUGUCCUUAUAUUUGCUUUUAGUCAGCUGUCCAAAAAGUGAAGUUCGAGCAAAAUUCAAAUUUUCCCUUCUGAACGCUAAAAGGGAAGAAACAAAAGCAAUGGAAAGCCAAAGAGCAUAUCGAUUUGUACAAGGGAAAGACUGGGGUUUUAAAAAAUUCAUUCGAAGGGAUUUUUUGCUUGAUGAAGCUAAUGGUCUUUUACCAGAUGACAAGCUUACAUUAUUUUGUGAGCAUCUCCAGCACUGCUUGCAGAAGAGGAGGAAGCAUUGCACUGGCCUACCUAAAGAACUGCCUCCUCCCCUCCCCUGCAAGUGGUGCUGUAGACAGGUGAGUGUGGUCCAAGAUUCAGUAAAUAUAUCAGGACAUACUAAUACAAAUACUUUAAAGGUGCCUGAAUGUCGACUAGCAGAUGAUUUAGGUAAUCUCUGGGAAAACACAAGAUUUACAGAUUGCAGUUUUUUCGUGAGAGGACAAGAAUUUAAAGCUCAUAAAUCUGUACUUGCAGCUCGAUCCCCAGUUUUUAAUGCAAUGUUUGAACAUGAAAUGGAAGAAAGCAAAAAGAAUCGAGUGGAAAUAAAUGAUGUAGACCCUGAGGUUUUUAAAGAAAUGAUGAGAUUCAUUUACACAGGGAAGGCGCCAAAUCUUGACAAAAUGGCUGACAACUUGUUGGCAGCUGCAGACAAAUAUGCACUGGAACGGCUGAAGGUCAUGUGUGAAGAAGCUUUGUGUAGUAACCUCUCAGUAGAAAAUGUUGCUGAUACCCUUGUCCUUGCAGAUUUGCACAGUGCAGAACAGUUGAAAGCACAAGCCAUAGACUUUAUUAAUAGGUGCAGUGUACUUCGACAGCUUGGGUGUAAAGAUGGGAAAAACUGGAACAGCAACCAAGCAGCAGACAUAAUGGAAACAUCUGGGUGGAAGUCCAUGAUUCAGUCUCACCCACAUUUGGUAGCAGAAGCCUUCCGAGCACUAGCAUCUGCACAGUGUCCGCAGUUCGGUAUUCCACGAAAACGGCUAAAACAGUCUUGAAAUCUUCCAUGAAGUGUAGAAAAAUGGAAUUGACUUUCACUCCUCCAGGUCCAGAAGGAUUCUAAUACACAAAGCAUAAGCAAGAGUUGUUUCUGUUGUCUUGUCCACAGAACAGAAGCUGAAAAAGCAUAUUGCUUGAAUUUCAGGUGGAUAAUUUAUGGUUUAUUCUUCAGCUUUAAAUUAGACUGAUUAUACUCUAAUUCACUUCAAGGCCUUAAAUUAUCUUCAGUGACUUCUCUUGUUCAUAUAUAUACUUUAAUUUUUUUAUUGUGCCUUGUCAUUGUGACCAAGGCUAUGCAGGAUUGCACUAGCUCCAUAAUGCAGUAAUAUUGAUAACUGAAGAUAAUAAGUUUCAAAAGGAUCUUCCAUUAGUUUGAGAAAGGCAAAUGAAUAUUAUAGGGUUUGUCCUAUGCUAUCUCAAAGUUUAAAACUAGGUUUUCCUUAAAAGAGCACUUGUAUUGGAGAUUACUGGUGAUGUCUCCAGUCUAAGUUCUGUAAAUACAGGAGAACCUGCUUACCUUCAAGGUAAGUUAUGGCAAUACACUGCUUCAAUUCUAAUUUAUUUUUCAUUUCAGGGGGCAAAUAUGCAAUGAGUUGGCCCAGAUUUUUAGUGAAAUUUGUGGUGUUUUUAUGUUAUCUGUCCAACAAACUAAGAGAAGCAUAACAAACCUUUGCUUGUGUUUCUUUGUGAGUUUAUCCAAGUUUACAAUGAUUGAGAACUGAUUGAGGUUAAGAUUUCAAUAAGAAAGCAUGUUUUGUGCUGAAUUAAUUUUUUUUUAAUUUAUAGUGACCUACAUUUAUAUGAAGAAUUCUGUACAUGUUAAAAGUAAGGAUGACCAAAUAUAAAUUUAAUGAGUGGGCCAAUUAAGAAGAUAUAUAUGCACUUUUAAUGUGUAACUUUUUUAUACUGAAUGGUACUUUUUUUUUUUUGCUUUUGAGAGAAUUGAUAAGGUAUAAUUAAUUGUCUUAACUUUUGAAAGAAUUUUUAAGACAGAUGGAGGCAACUGGGAUGUUUGUGAUAAUAGAUAAGGAAGGUAUUCUCCAUUAUAGUUAAAUUGGUUUGACUUCCAGAUAUUCAUUAUUGAAUUCACGCCUGUUUAUCACUCUUUGGAGAAGGCACCUGACAGUAAAUGAAUCCUGGACAGCCUACUCUCCUUCUAAAAGCAAUGAACCUGCUAUUAUUUGCAGACUAAAGGAGAGAACCCUUAGAAAUAUGUCAGGCUACACUCUGAAACCUUUUUUCCUCCCUAGCUUUCUCCUUUCUGUCUCAGUUACUGUACCAACAUUGUGGAUGAUAGUGAAAUUCUGCAUAAUGUGAACAGGAUAAACUAUUUAUAAACUGCUUUUCACAGGCCAGUUCUUUAUUAUAAAUGAAUUUUAGCUUUAAACACAUACACAUCUUCAGUGUUUGAUAGCUCUGUUUACAGCGGAAGUCUGCUCUGGUGCAUUGUCCUGGUGAAGCAGGAGCAAUCAGUGUCAAGUCACUGCAUCUGAUUUCCUGUGACAGUGGCAGUAUGCUUCUUAGGCAAGAUUUACAUUUGACCACAAGGGAAAAAUUUUUUUCACUGGAAAAUAAAAUGCAUAUACCUAUAUAUUUACAUAUAUAACUUUAUUCUCCAGAUUAAAAUUUGUAUAAUUCGUUUAUUUAGUUUUUGAAUUUAGGACAAAAGGAAAAAGAUGAAGCGUGAAGUUUUAAAAUAGAUUUUAUUUUUGUUAUCUGUCUGUUAGGUAUUUACUGAAGCAAUCCUAAUAUACCAAGAGUGAUUCAUAUUUACAUUGAACACUGUCAAAUAAUCAUUUGUUAUCCACAUCAAACUGGAGUUCAAAACGAUCAUAUUUUCAGAUAUCUUCAUUUCUUCCUGUGUAGCUUGAGUCUUUGUUGUGUUAACCUAAGUUUGAAAUUGGAAGACUCCCUUCGGAUAGAAGAAAGAUUCUUACGUAUGAAUGGAUUCCAUCCUAUGUAAGAGUAUUAUAAGGAGCAGAAAUUCACUUCCUUAACUUCACCAUAAGAUUGAGCCCUUUAAAUUUACAAUGUGCAAUUUAAAAAAGAAACCACACACACAUACACAUACACUUUAAGAAUUUGAGAUUUUGCCAGGGUCUUAGAAGAAAACAAAAAUUCAUCCCUCAGGCCCUAGAAUUUUGUUGUCAUAUAUUAAAAAAAUACCGGUGUAUUCAUUUAUGUCAGAUGCACACAGGCGCAUUCUGAAUUAAUUCACUGCUUGGAUCUACAUUUCUAACCAUAGUGACUUCAGUAAUAACACCUAUUGUAAUGAACAUUUCAGCUUACCCUUACUUACAUACUUACUUUAGUGCUUAUUGCAAAUCUGAAGGGUUUUAUUAUAAAGAUUUUUUUUUUUAGUUUGGUAGCACAUUUUGUACCAAAAACGUCCAACACUGUGCUGUAAGAAUAUCCACAUUUGUAGAAAUGUCCACUUUUCAGAUAAUAUAAUUCCUACCAUUAUACUAACAGAAUCAUAUGGUAGUUGAUUUAUUUUUUUUAUUUAUUAUGUAUAUUUUUGGUAUUGUAGGUUCUUGAGACAAUGAUACAAAACUGUUAACAUAUUCUGACGUGAGUGCUCUAAUAGCCUUUUUUUUUUCAUUUUUAAACUACAGACAUUGUUUCGGUAGGCACAGAUUUUGUCCUGAGCAGUGUUGCCUUUUGAACUAAAGCCUGCUCCUGUUUCCCUUUUGUCACCUAAACAGAGCUUUUUCUUAGAAAAGUAGUAACUGGUCUUAAAUGUUCCAUAUUAUAAAAGUAACCAUUGGAGAACUGUUCUUUAGAUUGAGAUACAGAAACACUGUAUUUGUGCCUUUUUCAUUUUUUAAUAUUAAUGUGUAUCGGUAUUUGGAGCACAAAUAUGAAGGUGCCAUAACAUUAUGGCCUGCCAUUGUUACCUCCUUGAAUACUCAUGUGUCAUUGUCUUGAAAUAGUAAUUGGAGAUUCUUGCAUGUAUUCCGUGGUCAUUUGGGCAUGUGUGUGUGCGUGCGUGCGCGCGUGUGUGUGUACAUGUAUUUGCUUGGACUUGUGUGUGGUAUGUUCAAAAGAGUGAAUUUCUGAAAAUAGGACUCAGUUAAAUGUUGAAAGUUUAGGUUAGCUGAAAUGUAUUCCAUUUAAAUGUGCUUUAUUUGAGGGGACAAUUGAGAGGAAAUUAUAAUUCGCAAAAAUGUGACCAAUUUACUGCAUGAUGAAAUGUGAAAACAGUGCCUUUUAAGGACAUCAAUUUUAAAAUUAAGCUUUAAAAUAUUAACAAAGAUCUCUUAAAAAGUUGUCAUGAACAUUAUUGGUUUAUUUUUAAACGAGACCUAAGUUAGAGCUUAAAUUGCCAAAAGUAUAGUUACUAAUUUAUUUACCCAUUUGUUUUGUGCAUAAAUUUAAAACCUAAGCAGAAUUGUUUAUAAAAUUGUGGAUCAUAGAUGCUACCCAGUGUUACUAAAAUAGAACACUAGGGACUUUGGUAAGUUGUUUUGUUAAAAUCCAACUCAAGCUUUUCUCAAAGCCAAGUCUACUUGAAGAGGUGAAUUAUUCUGAGUUGGAUGUUCAUGCUCUUUGAUGGAUAAAAUGAAAAUAUUCAAUGUACUCUUGCAAAACAACGUGGGUGGUUGGGUUUUAGUGUUUUUCAGAUUAUAAAGACAGCACUUUCAACACACAUAAGAGUAUUUUGCAAACCUCUUUUAUACAGAUUAUGAGCUCUAGUUUAUUUAAGUGUUAAAUGGAAUGAUGUAAAUUUUAGGUCCAGUUGAACAAAUAUUGAGUGCCUACCAUGCGAGACUUCUUCUUCACUAGGAGUGAAAUCACCACGCUGUGUCUUCUGUUUGCAGUAUGUGGACUUUACGUUUGAAAAAGAAUUCUUGUAUUUAAAUCUUUUUCUGUUGUUAAGGGUUUAUCCUUGUAUACUGUAACCCAGUUAAUUUUUGCAUUCAGUUUUUUAGAAUGAAGAUAUAACUUAAGUGAGUCCCAUUUUUGGAAAUAAAAUUCUGCUGAAAUUAUUUAAAAAUCAGUUCUGGGGGAAAUUGAUUUUCAAGAUUCAAAUGUAUAAAGACAUUUUGAACUUUUCAGCCUCAUUUUGAAUCAGCUGAUGUCAAUGAUGAGAUACAUACUUUUUGUAUCUUGUUGCUGAAAAUAUUUUUUGCAUUUCAGCACAUUGAGUUAAAAUAAAGUUGUUACUACUUAUUCAGAA